UCCUGGGACGUCUCGCUUACUAUGUGGCCCAGGUUCUCUGCUGGCAACCCACAAUGCCAGUCUCUGAGAGGGCACUGAAGGAUGGGCAGGAGUUAAGUGAUGUCACUCUCAUGUCAGCAUACUUUGGAACUCCUAACCUGACAGGGGUCAUCUAUUCAAAUGCUUCCAACGCUGAAGGCCCUGUAAAUGAAGGAGGCUGUCCAGUGGAAAGGACUCACCUGGCCCCUAUGAGUGAAGGCUGGACAGAUCUCAGAACUUAUCUCAAGCAUUUUUUCAUUUAUGGAACAAAAAUACUGUAUCAGACCAUCAACGCUCCACAGUCUAAGUUCUUCCCGCCCCUUCCAAAGCCUAUGCCACCAUCUGAUGCCUUUCAAGGAAAUGCGGGCAUUCAUUACUGGAGGAGGAAUAUUGAUGUUUUGAAAGCUACUGCAGAAGGUACUUUUCAGAUGGGAAAUAAGGUUCAUGCGAUUCAGUGUGAUGUGAGGGAUCCUGAUAAGGUGCAUAACACUGUGCUGGAGCUGAUCAGAGUUGCAGGGCAUCCUGAUAGCAUCCCUGUCAUGGGCCUCUUCUCCCACAACCUGAUCCAACCCUCAUUGUCUCCCAAAAGCUUCACCUCCAAACACCAUACAUUAGAGAUUGGGAUUUCAGCAUAUGGAUUAUGGAGGAACACAGCGAUUGUGCUUUAUAAUUUAUGAAGUAUUUUCCUAUAACAGUAUGGAAGCUCCAUGAAACCUGAGUACCAUGUGCUGGGAUAUAGCCAGAGAAGAGUAAAUCCAUGUAUAAUACAGCUUUAAUGUUGUUUUUGGUUUGUGCAAACAAAUAAAUUCUGUAUGUGUAAAAACAGCAAACUUAUGCUCUUAGGCAACCAUUACUGUAGUCAAGACAGAAUAUUUUGAUUACCUUCUAAAGUUCUCUUUUGCUACUCUUCAGUCUAGCAGAUUAAAUCUUUAGAUCAUUUUUUAUCUACUGUUUCUCUUAUUCCCAUUGGUUGAAGCUAAUAGCCAUCUGAUCUGAUUACUUUGUCAAAUAUAAUACAUAGUUAGAAUAUUUCCUACCAGUCUAAUGGCUUGCCUUUCAUUUCUUUAAUACUUUAUUGAACAGAAGAAAUUUAAAUAUGGGUAAAUCUGUCAAACUACUUUGUAAAUUGGCUCUUCCAUAUUGAAUUCCCAAUAGCAACUUAUAGAUUGCAGUCACCUCAAAUCAUUGCUAACACUUGCUAUUGUUAAUCUUUUUAAGUUUAAGCAAUCAAUUCUAGGGAUGCACACUUAC
Nannospalax galili (Upper Galilee mountains blind mole rat) is the source of this 1269-nucleotide messenger RNA. Its product is annotated as 2,4-dienoyl-CoA reductase, mitochondrial-like. Bases 54 to 695 code for a protein of 213 amino acids. The record is from RefSeq and is a predicted model, not a curated record. NCBI's taxonomy places the organism in Eukaryota, Metazoa, Chordata, Mammalia, Rodentia, Spalacidae. The transcript is spliced from 7 exons.